Messenger RNA from Malurus melanocephalus (red-backed fairy wren), 3147 nucleotides. RefSeq names its product protein phosphatase methylesterase 1 (gene PPME1). NCBI's taxonomy places the organism in Eukaryota, Metazoa, Chordata, Aves, Passeriformes, Maluridae. Gene Ontology annotation, molecular function: protein methylesterase activity. Gene Ontology annotation, biological process: protein demethylation. Bases 1 to 1137 code for a protein of 378 amino acids. The record is from RefSeq and is a predicted model, not a curated record. The transcript has 14 exons.
AUGGCUUCCUGUGUUCAGGCCCCCGAGUGCUCCCAGCCACGUGAGGGUCAGUUUUUUUUGUCUUGCAGCCCGGGAAGAAAGCGUGAUUUUUCACCAGUGCUUUGGAGCCAGUACUUUGAGUCCAUGGAGGACGUCGUGGUGGAAGAUGACACUGGCAAGGAUACUUUUCGAAUUUACAAAAGCGGCUCCGAGGGCCCUGUCCUGCUGCUCUUACAUGGGGGAGGCCACUCUGCCCUGUCCUGGGCUGUGUUCACUGCUGCAAUCAUCAGCAGGAUCCAGUGCAGGAUUGUGGCUUUAGACCUCCGAGGCCAUGGAGAAACAAAAGUAAGGAAUCCUGAAGAUCUGUCUGCAGAGACYAUGUCAAAGGACGUGGGGCACGUGGUGGAGGCUCUGUACGGGGAUGUGCCCCCUCCCAUCAUGCUGAUCGGGCACAGCAUGGGGGGAGCCAUCGCGGUGCACACGGCCGUGGCCAGCCUGCUGCCCAGCCUGCUGGGGCUCUGCAUGAUCGACGUGGUGGAGGGUACAGCCAUGGAUGCCUUGAACAGCAUGCAGAACUUCCUAAGGAGUCGGCCCAAAACGUUCAAGUCCCUUGAGAAUGCCAUUGAGUGGAGUGUGAAAAGUGGACAGAUCAGAAAUCUUGAAUCUGCCAGAGUUUCUAUGGUCGGUCAAGUCAAACAGUGCGAAGGGGCUGCCAGUCCUGAAUGYCCUAAAGCCAUAGUAGAGGGAAUUAUUGAGGAAGAGGAGGAGGAGGACGAGGAUGAGGAAGGGGGAGGCUCUGUCAACAAAAGGAAGAAGGAGGAUGACACAGAGACAAAGAAGGAGCAUUUGUACACAUGGMGAAUCGAGCUGGCCAAAACAGAAAAGUACUGGGAUGGCUGGUUCAGGGGUUUAUCCAACCUCUUCCUGAGCUGCCCGACUCCAAAGCUUUUGCUGUUAGCUGGUGUUGACAGGCUGGAUAAAGAUCUGACCAUUGGACAGAUGCAAGGGAAGUUCCAGAUGCAGGUGCUCCCACAGUGUGGCCAYGCAGUCCAUGAGGAUGCUCCAGACAAGGUUGCUGAGGCUGUUGCCACGUUCCUGAUCCGGCACAGGUUUACAGAGCCCAUCGGUGGAUUCCAGUGUGUGUUUCCUGCUUGUUAAUACCCCGGUGUUCUCCAGCACUGAUUCCAUUGUAAAUAAACUGCACCAGAGGCCACUGUGAUGUAUCCAUAUCCUCUCAUCUCCCAGCCCAGCAGCAGUGAGAAGUUGGUGUGAGAUUCAUCCCCUAGAACUAGUUCUCCAGAAUAUCUCAACUCUUAGGGACUUCCUUCCUGGGAAGCAGCUUCUACUGAAGACCAUGAAAAGCUCCUCRGGCCCUUGGAAGUGGGAUCCUCUUCUCCACUGCCACAAAGAGACCUCCUGGAACCCCAUGAAGUCCAUCAUAUCAAUCUCCAUCAAUUCUCAGGCUUGCUCAGAGCCAGAAGGGCUCUUGGCAGUGCAGAUCCACUGAGGGCAUUGCAGCACAGCCAAARGCUUCAGGAUUCUCCGUGGAAUCGUGGAACCAUCUUGGAAGUGCCCCUUAGGUUUGGGUUUUCCAUGCACGAGGUUUUUGUCCCUAAAGCAGACGAGGUUUCAUCUCAGCAGUGCCAGCCUUAGGGGCUGAGCUGUGGGAGAGCCUGGGGGCUUUCCUGGGCAAAGCUGGAUGGAAUUGUACAUCCAAAAGCAAGGGGAGGGCUGUGAGCUCCAUUCCAGAGCCUUGCAGCUUUUCUGGGUUCAAGUCCUCUCUGGGAAGAAGAGCAUGGAUGACUCCAUCUGCUGCAGACACAUCCCAGGCCAGAGGAUUCUGACCCUGCAUUUAUGGGAAGGACCAAGAGCAGCAGGGACAAUGUGGUCAGCUGCACUUGGGCUGUUUUCUGCCCCUGGAAUGCGUUUGUGGUUCCCUUCUUGGAGCUGACACAGCUGAGCAAAGAUCAGCACCUUUGGGAUGGAAAAAUAUGGAAUGGGCUGUAGGGAAAACCCUGGGAGAGCUUGGAGUCAUUCCUGCAGAUGGAGAUGCAGAGAUGUAGGCAGCUGUUCUCCCCAGUGCUGGAGGAAGGACCUUGUUUAAACUCAAUAAUUUCACUGCCUGCCUUCUGGAAUUGCCUGUGCACAGAGAGCUUUGGUUCAGGGUUCAGGUACCCACAGACAGCUCAUCAGCUUCUUUUCACCCAAGAGUCACACUGAGUGUAGGACCAGGCACAUUCUGGAGUAGUUUUCCUCAAUAUUUUGCUGGUGGAUGUCUGAAAUGCCUUUUUUUUUUUUUUUUUUUUUUUUUUGCCUGGUGUCCAUAAGCCCUUGCUGCUGUCCCAUGAUUUUAACGCUGCUUUGCUGAGGCAAAGGUCUGUGGUGAUUUGGGAGCUGCCCGUGCAGCAGGAAUUGUUGGCAUUUGAGAGGUGCAGCGGGGCAGAGGGUUUGAUUUGGGGUUUUUGGCCUGGUGGAGAUGCUCUGCCCUCUGAUUCACCGGGGCUGUGUCCCUUCCCUGACCCYUCUGCAGGGAUUAGGGACAGGAAAGGCUCCUGCAGAGAGGAGGAAUGUCCUCCUGGCACUUUGGGCUGCUCUCUGCACUCCCCUCUGUGUUCAUUAUUGCAGUAAUCUGGUGUAGCAUCCACCCUGCUCUGCUUCCUGAUGGAUUCUGUGGAUCUUCAGUAGUCAAGAUGCAAAACAGCUCUUUCCCCAGCUAUGUCCCCCAAAAGGGCAGAAUUCUCUUUUCCAGGCGAGUCCUUGKUUCAGAUUUUUAGGGACUGAAAAAUGCACCCUGUGUCUCCAGAGCGUCGCUUCCCGGGAUCAAACUCAUGAAUGGUGGUGGUGAAGUCUCAUUCCUCCAGGGUGAAGUAACGUGGAGAGCCUGACUUGGAGCCAUUCCUGGCGUUACCCYUUGAUUUGUGAGGUCAUAAAAAGCCCAGCCAAACAGAACCUUCUGUGGAGAACAAAUCAGUUUUGUGGUCUGUAGCAGCACUGCUGGAAAAGGAAAGAUUCCUGGAAUCCYGUGGGCUCCCCGGGGUUCUGUUUUGUUGUUAACAUUGAGUGAAUGAAAAGAAAAUAAAUAUUUCAAGAGCCUAUUUAAUUGAACAGUGUUGUCACUGUGUGCCAGCUCCCAGAUAGGGGAUAGGGGCUGUUCAGGGCUGUUCAGGG